UUAUCGCUCCGCCGCCCCACAAGCCUCGGCGCCGGCAGCCAUAUUGAAUCCUGGACGAUGGCGCUCUGAAUUAAUCCCUGAAUUCUGUUCUCAUCGUUACUCUUUGCUGGGAUUUACCCGCAGGGAAUUGCUAACAGAUAUUUUGGAAUUAUUUCAAGAAAAAGAAGUUGAUCAUAGAAACUGGGAUUUAUCACCAUGAGCUUCCUUUUCGGAAGCCGAGCUAGCAAAACAUUCAAGCCCAAGAAGCACAUCCCUGAAGGCACACAUCAGUAUGACUUGAUGAAACAUGCUGCUGCUACACUCGGCUCUGGGAACCUUCGCUCGGCAGUUAUGCUGCCGGAGGGAGAGGACCUCAACGAGUGGGUGGCAGUUAACACGGUAGAUUUUUUCAACCAGAUCAACAUGCUUUAUGGAACGAUAACAGAAAUGUGCACAGAGGAGUCGUGUCCUGUGAUGUCUGCAGGUCCUAAAUAUGAAUACCAUUGGGCUGAUGGCCAGACUGUCAAAAAGCCCAUUAAGUGUUCUGCUCCUAAGUAUAUUGAUUAUCUGAUGACUUGGGUACAGGAUCAGCUGGAUGAUGAAGCACUCUUUCCAUCUAAGAUUGGUGUACCUUUUCCAAGGAACUUUCAAAGUAACGCAAAGACAAUACUGAAACGACUUUUCCGGGUGUAUGCGCAUAUCUACCACCAGCACUUCUCAGAAGUUGUACAGUUGGGUGAGGAGGCACAUCUCAAUACUUCCUUCAAGCACUUCAUAUUUUUUGUCCAGGAAUUCCAGUUGAUAGAGCGGAAAGAACUUGCACCUCUGCAGGAGCUGAUUGACAAACUUUCGGCCAAAGAUCGAUGAUUCCAAGUGUAAACAGUAUUCAUCUUCCAUAAAUGUUUAGGUAUAGGGAAGAAAAGGGGAAGAUCUGUGCAUCAUCCUAGUUUGGGUUAUCACAGACAAGGGGAAAGCUCUCACGUAUUGAUUAUGUUCUCAGGGAAGAGGCUCGUGGAUUUUGCCAUGUAUGUGGUUCUGUGUUAUGGCCAAACUAAACAUUGAUUUGGUAUAUUUGACGAGCAUAACCCAAUUCUUCAAGCAAAAGGUCAGUUCAAAUUAAUACUGAAACACAUUUUUUCAAAUUCUUAGAAAUGUCAUCAUGGUUUCAGGGAGCAGUUAAAUCAACUUGCAGGAAAUUCCCCAUCUCAGAGGGAUGAGAAACUAAUCAUUGCAUGUGAGGGGUUGAAAAGUUACUAAUUUAUUGUAGCUAUAAGUAAAUUGACAUUCAUUGUAUGAUGGCAGAUGCAUGCCCAGUGAGGCAUUACUGCAUACGGAGAAGCCUUGCUUGUGCAUGUUUCUCAAGUCUGCUUGUUGUACUUAAUAAGGCCAGAAUGUUAUUGUUUGGAAUAGCAAGUCUUGUUAUUUACUUUGAGAAAGGGUAGAAUGAUUGCUAUCAUGAAAGCCUGUAAACAGAUCUUUCCAUAAUUUUGGACCAGUUACUGUGUACAAGUUAGGAUGGUCCUCAGUGAUUACUAGAGGGUAAGGGGAGGUUACCUUGAGGUGCUUCCGGGGCUUAGCGUCCCCGCGGCCAGGUCGUCGACCAGGCCUCCUGGUUGCCGGACUGAUCAACCAGGCUGAUACAUUUGAUCUUAGCUGCUUUUACAUAAGGAGCAGUAUACGUUCUGGACAUUCCAAAAUGACCACACUGGUUUGUGAGACAGAUUACAGAGGGAAAAAUAAGAAUUGAACAUUAUUAUUUUGGUAAAUGCAGCAAAGAUUUCAGCAACUUUUAUUUUGUUCUUGAAUAUAAUGUUGUCUGCCACUGCUUGCAAAGAGGGUCAUUGUUGAACCUCAAAAAAAAAAGUAUGAAAAGUAAGUUUUGCUUUUGCACUUUUCUGGACAUUAGACCAGACUCACAUGCCUUUUUAGUCCCAUUGAUAUUUUCCAUAAAAACUAUUGUUUUAUGGUAUGCUUCCUCCCAUUCACCUGAUUGUAUUGUGUUCAUUUGGUGUUCAUCCUUAAAUUGUUCUGUCCUCUGUGCUUGCAGGAGGCUGUUAUGUUUCCAGACCAUGUAGUUACUAGUUUAUAUAGUAUAUUUUUAAUUGAAGAUUUGAUAUAUCUUCAGAUUUAUUUCUGCUUAUCAUACUAAUAUGGUAUUAUUACGUAUAGAUUGUUUGGCUUUGUAGUUAAUCUGAGAGGGUUCGUUAGUUACAGUAAGGAACUUUGAUGUUUGAGUUCAUUUGAGGCAUUAGUACUUUAAUUACAGUACACUUAACAAGUGCUUUAAAAGUCUGCUGUUCUAAAAGAAUAAAACCAGGGAAGAAAUAAUUGAUAAUUAUUGAUAAAUUCUUUCUCACGUGUUUAUUUUAAUCACCUGAUAAAGGGACUUGUAUUAGUAACAAUUAUAUUUUAAUUAUGGAAGAUUUUGAAUAUGUAAAUAGGCUUGUAAUACAUUGCUGGUGAUAUAUUGUACGAAUCAAUCUGCGUUGGAAUUUGUUUUAGCAAUGACACCUGGGUACAAAUCCUUGAGUCUGGGGAGAGGGGGGGGGAAGGGUAAGUCUAAUUAUAAUCUAAUAGCUUUGUUUUUUAUUUUGCCUUUCCUUUGAGGGUAUGAAGACUUCUCAUUAAUGUUAGGCCCAGGCUAUAGAAAUUAUGGCACAUAUGUUUACAUAUCAGGAAAUAUGAAUAUAUACAUUUUAGAGUUGUAUGUUAGAUAUUUUCAUUUUCAUUAAUCAAUUUAUGCUGAUAGUGAUUUUAUAUUAUAUAUAUAUAUAUAUAUAUAUAUAUAUAUAUAUAUAUAUAUAUAUAUAUAUAUAUAUAUAUAUAUAUAUUAUCACACACACACACACACACACACACACACACACACACACACCCACACCCACACCCACACCCACCCACCCACCACUUUUAUCUUAACACAAAUUAUUGGUUAAUUGGGAAGUUUAAAUUACUGUACUAAGUCCUAUAUCCCUUGUAGAAUACCCUCGGUAAACUAUGUAUAAAUAUAAUGUGAGUAUGCCAAUUUAUUUGCGGUCAGAAAGUUUUAUUGAGUUGAUUAUACAGCACCAGGAAGGUUUAUUAUGUUGUAGCCCAGAACGUAUUUGAUGUGCAAGACUGGUAGAGCAGUGUUGUGCAUCCACUCACCCAUUGGCUGAGGUGCCCUGGUAGGAGGCCCUAGUUGAGUAGUGCCCACUGCUAGUGCUAUAGGACCUGUUGGAAUGUCUUACAAGUGGGCCAGAGUAGUCUAGGUGGUAACGCUUUAGUAUUGGAUGUGAAGAUGGAUGGUGAAGAUGGUGAAGAAGGCUAAUGCAAUUAUUCAGCUUACUUUUUCUUAGAAGUGAAUAUAACAGUAGCAGAAUGAGCCUUAUUGAGAUUAAUAAGACUAUUUGGAUGCUAGAUGAACUAUACUGUAAUGUAGCAUGAAUGUGUACGACGCACGGUAUUACGAAUAGCGAAUGAGUAUUCUUUGGUGCUUUGAGUCAAGAAAGAAGCUCUUGGCUGAUAUUUGUUUAAGGUUGUAGCUCACUGAAAGCAAAGUUUAUUUUGUGCUUGCUAAGAUUUUGUUGUAUGAAUUAGGUCAUAUAUUCAAAUUAGAUUAAUAUUGUUAUGGUCAUAUCAUAUGUAAAAUUUAGUGCAAGAAGGGUAUAAUUAGAAGUUUUUGUUGAAUUAGGGUACAGUUGAAUGGAGUGCUUAUAAUUCAGUGCCAGUAAUUCCUAUUAAGAUCUUCCGUGAUGAGUGGAUAAGAUAUUGGCAUAUCAUUAUUUUUUUAACUUUUUUAUAUAUAAAAACACUACUACAUAAUAAGAUAAUGAGGGAUAAAUUGUUUAAUAAGAGUUUUAUGAAAACAAUGGUUAUAAGAUCAAAGAACAACACUUAUCAAGAAAUGGAAGUACAAACCACAAAUUAAUUUUAAUUUGAUUUUGUUUAUAGAGUCUUGUUAAUGGUGUUACAGAGAAGUUUUAGUUCUCUUACUCGUCUUGCUAUGUUGUUCAUUAAAAACUGUAGGACUCUACUGUGCAAAUUCACUUAAAUUCAGCUUUUUAAAAGUUAAAUGCCGAGGAUCUUGAAACGGGAGUUAACCUUGGAUAUCUUAUUGUACUUGUUUGAUGUAAUCCCUUCGUUAAUGUUAGUGAUUAAUGUUGGAGAAAAGGAAGCAUUCAGGGUAAAGAUAGGUUGUGUGCAUACACCCACUUUUCUUAUGGCAUAAUUGUGAGCAUUUUCACAAUUAUUUUCUUUAAAAUAAUUUACUAGGUAAAAAAAAAAUUGUAAUAAAAUAAUAUACAAUGGCUUUAAUAUCUACAUUGGUAAUGUAAAGGUAUUUAUAUAGCUAUGUGGCCGAGUUGUUUUUGAAUCUCUGAUUUUUAGCAUGUAUGUGAGACGGGCUGACAACACACUGGUGACGACUAUUUAAUGAUAGUCGAUUUAUAGUCGAUAAUGAUUUAUUGAGCAUGAUGUUUAGUGUUCAUUUUCAUUGGUCCAGUAUAAAUAUUUUUGAGUUAUUGAUUUCUCUAUUGCACUUCAGUAUUUUUAUUCCUGAACAAAAGGAUCAUUCAUUUGUUUUCUUUGUACAUACAUUAUUUAUAUACCAUAUAUAUUAGGAGAUAAGAGUCUGCAAUAUAAAUAGAAUUGACCCCUUAUAUUAUAUCAACAAAAUAGAACUACAAACUAGAAAAGUUUACAGGAACAUUCUGAAUUGUUUUUCUUGAGCCAAAUAAGGUACACAAGUUUGGAAGACUAAUUGUAAUUGAUCUUAUUUAGUCUUGGAGAUAACCCCUAAAUCUUAUGAUUGCGUCUGUGAGAAGUGUGCUAGGUAGUAAUAUAUCAUUGUCACUUGACUUUGAAAGGUUACUUAAAUUUUAUUAAAAUACCUGCUAGUAAUGCUUAAUGACUAUGCGUGGGAGCCUUGAACGAAGCACGACCUAAAAUAAUGUCUGCAGGAACAAAAGGUUUAAUUAAAUAAUUAUAAUGCUAUAAACUGAUGAUAUUUGUAGACAUUGCUGAUUAUUUCAUUCACUCUCUGUAUAGAGUCCUAAAUUUGCCAAGUGACUUAAAACUAACAUAUUACAGCUUAUAAUUGUUUUAUUGUUUGAUAUAUGGCAAUUGAGCUACCAGUUCCUAUACAAGCACAAUAUUUGAUUGGGUUCAGAUUGCAAUUUUUAUAUGAAUCAUGUAUUUCUGUAAAAUCCAUUAAACUGAAAAAUGCCUCUUUAAGCACAUUGUGGGUAUUUUCAGUCUUGUAAUUCUGUUGUAAUACAUAUUUUUUAUCUUA
This is a messenger RNA of Procambarus clarkii (red swamp crayfish), 5251 nucleotides long. RefSeq names its product MOB kinase activator-like 1. Gene Ontology annotation, cellular component: nucleus; cytoplasm. Lineage: Eukaryota; Metazoa; Arthropoda; Malacostraca; Decapoda; Cambaridae. Gene Ontology annotation, biological process: hippo signaling; positive regulation of protein phosphorylation. The record is from RefSeq and is a predicted model, not a curated record. Gene Ontology annotation, molecular function: protein kinase activator activity.